Molecule: messenger RNA, 1900 nt
Organism: Oryzias latipes (Japanese medaka)
Lineage: Eukaryota; Metazoa; Chordata; Actinopteri; Beloniformes; Adrianichthyidae
Product: sodium- and chloride-dependent GABA transporter 2
Biological process (GO): sodium ion transmembrane transport; amino acid transport; nitrogen compound transport
Cellular component (GO): plasma membrane; cell projection
Molecular function (GO): gamma-aminobutyric acid:sodium:chloride symporter activity
Source: RefSeq, a predicted model, not a curated record
UAGGUUUGUGUGCGCUCCUCUGUUUGGAGUGGUUCUCAUAGACGAGUGGCUGUACUUGUCCUCCAGGCCACACCUCACAAAGAGUCAAUGUGCUGCACUUGACAAAAGAGCGGCGUCUUGUUUUCAAAGGCGGAGGUCGCGGGGAGAAUACUCGGUCUGCUAAAGAUCAAAAUGGAGCAGAAGCUAAACUUCCAGGAAAUACGUCUCCACCCUGGGCACAAUCUGGAACAACUUCAGCCCAAACCUCAGGAGAGAGACCAAUGGGGCAGUAAGAUGGAGUUUAUUCUGGCUGUGGCCGGACAUAUAGUGGGACUGGGAAAUGUCUGGAGGUUUCCUUACCUUUGCUACAAGAAUGGUGGAGGAGUUUUCUUCAUUCCUUAUGUUGUGUUUUUGGUCACCUGUGGCAUUCCACUCUUCUUCUUGGAGACAUCCUUGGGUCAGUUUACAAGUCAAGGUGGAAUAACAUGCUGGAGAAAAAUCUGCCCUCUUUUCGAAGGCAUAGGUUAUGGGAGCCAAGUGGUAGUGUUGUACACUGGGGUUUAUUACAUCAUUAUCCUGGCGUGGACCUUUCUGUACCUGUUCUCAUCGUUUGGUUCUGAGAUUCCAUGGGUGAGCUGCAAUAACAGCUGGAACACAGAUAGUUGCUUUCAGCACAGUCACAAUCAAACUGGAAAUACUUCAUCAUCAGUAGUAGAGUUUUGGGAAAGGAGAAUUCUGGGGCUAUCUCAUGGAAUUGAUGAGAUUGGGAGCAUUCGUUGGGACCUGGCUCUUUGUUUACUUCUUGCUUGGAUCUUGUGUUACUUCUGUGUUUGGAAUGGAGUGAAAUCCACCGGAAAGGUGGUGUACUUCACAGCAACAUUCCCAUAUGUGAUGCUGGUGGUGUUGCUUGUCCGUGGCCUUACAUUACCCGGAGCAAAAGAAGGCAUUAUGUUUUACCUCUACCCAGACCCGUCUCGCCUCGCUGACCCAGAGGUAUGGAUGGAUGCUGGAAGCCAGAUUUUCUACUCCUAUGGAGUUUGCACAGGGGUUUUGACAUCAUUAGGAAGCUACAACAAGUACAACAACAACUGUUAUAGGUGUGUGUUUUUGUACUGUUUUGUAAAAGUCGGUUCAGAUCGUCACUAUGACAACAUAAAGGACAUGAUUGGUUAUCAUCCCUGGCCCUUCAUGAAAUACUGCUGGAAAUACUUGACGCCGGCCAUCUGCACUUGCACAUUUGUGUUUUCUUUAGUCAAAUAUACUCCUCUCAAAUUCAACAACGUAUACGAAUACCCUUGGUGGGGAUACGCCCUCGGAGGAUUCUUUACUCUUUCUUCCACAUUGAUGGUUCCUCUAUGGAUGCUUUAUGCCGUAACAAGCAAACCUGGAUCCCUAACAAAAAGGCUGAAACUUCUUUGCACCCCAUCCAAGGACUUACCAAGCCCACCGUCCAAGAAAGCAUCAAACUUUGAAGCAUUUCAGACUUUCACAGACCUUCACACAUUACGCACAAACCAGAGUCCAACCGACGCAGAAAAUCAGCGAGUAUUGAUGGUCUGAAACGCUGGAGACAAUGGUGACGUAAUUUUUAUGAAUACAGUUCCAAAGCUGGCAAUUAAAACACAGCAAGAAGGAGCGUCCACAUGAAGACUACAACAACAUGGCCUUAAGUUUUACAUUUAAGUGCUCCAUCACAAAGGAGUUUAGAUUUAACACAUUAAUGGAUAGGAUUCAAGGAUUUGACAGGUUUUUCAUUGACUUUACUGGUAGUUGUUGGUUUGAGUUUUUGUCGUAAGUCGUAAGUCGUAUUUCCAAUCAACACUGUGAAUGGAGGAUGUGCUCAUGUAGUCUUUGAAAGUGUACCUAACCACUUAUGUGUUUGGAAAGGCAAAGACUUUUGUCUGCAGAUGCCUAAACUAAA